Aspergillus viridinutans is the source of this 1143-nucleotide messenger RNA. Its product is annotated as glycoside hydrolase family 16 protein. Lineage: Eukaryota; Fungi; Ascomycota; Eurotiomycetes; Eurotiales; Aspergillaceae. The record is from RefSeq and is a predicted model, not a curated record. Gene Ontology annotation, biological process: glucan catabolic process. Gene Ontology annotation, molecular function: hydrolase activity, hydrolyzing O-glycosyl compounds. Bases 1 to 1143 code for a protein of 380 amino acids. The transcript has 3 exons.
AUGGCCGACACAAGCGGUUUCUACCAAGGAGAGGCAUUGUACAAGGUCGAGAGAAAUCCAACGUCCCAUGAGAUUCAGCCAAAUAAACCUUGCAAGGACGACAGUCCAGCUGAGCAUUCAUGCUGCAACCCCAGGGGAUGGCCCCGUGCAGUCAAGAUCCUCGUCCCUGUUGCAGUGGUUGCAGCUCUAGCUGGAAUCAUAGUAGGCGCUGUCCUAGGAACGAGGGAUACUCGAUAUCCAGAUUACUUACCUCUUGACUAUUCCCUGGUGGAUGAGUACCACCCAUCCUCCUUCUUUGAUCAUUUCUGGCACUUCACAGACGAGGACCCUACCGAUGGAUUCGUUGAGUAUGUCGAUCGCGAACAAGCAGAAUCCCUCAGCUUGAUAGAAUCUACAAAUUCCUCUGUGAGCAUCAGAGUCGACAACACAACCAGCUACGCGCCUCGAGGCAGAAAGUCCGUCCGACUCGAGUCCAAAAAAGGCUACGACACGGGACUAUUCAUCUUCGACAUCAUCCACACGCCUUACGGCUGCGGAACCUGGCCCGCCCUGUGGCUAGCGGACACAUACAACUGGCCGCUCCACGGGGAAAUCGACGUCCUCGAAACAACAAACAGAGCUACGGAAGGCAACGUAGUCACCCUGCACACCGAUAAAGGCUGCAGCGUCAAGGGAAGACGGAAGCAGCUGGGCAGCGCGCAGUACUCAACCUGCGACGAUGCGCACGGGAACGCGGGCUGUGCGGUCCAGGGUCGCCCGGCGACGUAUGGCGAGGAGUUCAACGAGAAUGGCGGUGGUGUAUACGCGGUCGAACUCCGAGAAGCAGGAAUCCGAGUCUGGGCUUUCCUUCGCGACUCCAUCCCGGACGAUAUCUCGAAUACGGAGCGCAGACCCGACCCGUCCUCUUGGGGGACGGCUCUGGCUGACUUUCCCAGCACGCACUGUGACAUCCCGUCUCACUUCAGCAACCAGAGCAUCAUCGUCAACAUUGAUCUGUGCGGCGAGAUGGGCGCCCAACAAGAAGACUACAAGGACUUGUACGAUUGUCCGGCAACAUGUGAGGAGUUUGUCGCUCGCAAUCCGCAGAAUUUCUCGCAGGCUUAUUGGGAGUUUCGAAGUUUCAGGGUCUAUCAGACGAUGUGA